GGAGGAGAAACCGCGCGCCUUCGUCCUCCCACGGUGGCCCCGCCGCGGUCCGGCCCGGGAGGCCCGGUACCGGCGGCUGUUGAGGCGGGAGCGGAGGCCCAGGGAACACGGGAGCAGGAGGGCGGGCGGGCGCGCUGCUGGAUUCGCGUUCGUCGGGGCUACGGGGCUACCUUCCCACCAGCCCGUCCGGGGAACAACCGGCCGGGCUUCCGGGGAGAGGGCCCUCACCUUCUCUUCUCCGGCACCAGCCUCCUCCAUUUUUCCGGGCCUUGCGUGGAGCAUUUUGGCGGAUGUAUUUGAAUGAAUGAAUGUCACUGGGGCCCUUUCCAAUCCCCCACUCUCCCCAAGCAUCUGCGGGUGGUGUGGCAUCGUGAGAAGAGCGCUAAGUUGUUGGCGACCUGGGUGCGAGUCUCAGUUUUGUCACUAACUGGUGAUGUGACCCUGGGCAAGUUUCAAUCUCUGUUUUUUUCUAAGACUCUCUUGAAAGAGGACAGCAUUCCCAAUGUCCCAGUUUAAGCGCCAGCGGAUCAACCCGCUUCCAGGGGGACGCAACUUCUCAGGCGCAGCUUCAACAUCUCUUCUGGGUCCUCCUCCUGGUUUGCUCACUCCUCCUGUGGCCACAGACCUGUCCCAAAAUGCCAGGCACCUUCAGGGUGGGGAGAAGCAGCGGGUCUUCACUGGCAUUGUUACCAGCUUGCAUGACUACUUCGGGGUGGUGGAUGAAGAGGUCUUUUUUCAGCUAAGUGUGGUGAAGGGCCGGCUGCCCCAGCUGGGUGAGAAGGUGCUGGUGAAGGCUGCAUACAACCCAGGCCAGGCAGUGCCCUGGAAUGCUGUCAAGGUGCAAACGCUCUCCAACCAGCCCCUGCUGAAGUCCCCAGCACCUCCCCUUCUCCAUGUGGCAGCCCUGGGCCAGAAGCAAGGGAUUCUGGGAGCUCAGCCCCAGCUGAUCUUCCAGCCUCACCGGAUUCCCCCGCUCUUUCCUCAGAAGCCUCUGAGUCUCUUCCAAACAUCCCACACACUUCAUCUGAGCCACCUGAACAGAUUUCCUGCUCGGGGCCCUCACAGCCGAUUGGAUCAAGGCCGAAGCGAUGACUAUGACUCCAGGAAACGCAAACAGCGGGCUGGCGGAGAGCCUUGGGGCGCCAAGAAACCGAGGCACGACCUGCCUCCGUACCGGGUGCAUCUCACUCCCUAUACUGUGGACAGCCCCAACUGUGACUUCUUAGAGCUCCAGCGCCGCUACCGCAGCCUCCUGGUUCCCUCCGAUUUCCUGGCUGUGUGUCUGAGCUGGCUGUCGGCCUUCCCUCUGAGCCAGCCCUUUUCCCUCCAUCCUCCAAGCCGCAUCCAGGUAUCUUCUGAGAAGGAGCCGGCUCCAGAUGCUGGUGCUGAGCCCAUCCCUGCAGACAGUGACCCCGCUUACAGUUCCAAGGUACUGCUGCUCUCUUCCCCGGGACUGGAGGAAUUGUAUCGUUGUUGCAUGCUCUUUGUGGAUGACCUGGCUGAGCCGAGGGAGACGCCAGAACAUCCUCUGAAGCAGAUUAAGUUUUUGCUGAGCCGGAAAGAAGAAGAGGCAGUGCUGGUUGGGGGUGAGUGGUCUCCCUCUCUGGACGGCCUCGACCCCAAGGGUGACCCGCAGGUGCUCGUCCGCACUGCCAUCCGCUCUGCGAAAGCCCAGACGGGCAUUGACUUGAGCGCCUGCACCAAGUGGUGGCGCUUUGCGGAGUUUCAGUACCUGCAGCCGGGUCCCCCGAGGCGGCUCCAGACUGUGGUGGUGUACCUGCCCGACGUCUGGACCAUCAUGCCUACUUUGGAAGAGUGGGAGGCCCUGUGUCAGCAGAAGGCCGCAGAGGCAGCUUCCACGCCCCAAGAGGUGUCUGGGGAAGCAGAGCCUCCGGAGCAGGCAGCUGAUGCCUCCGAGCCUGUAGCAGACACCUCUAAACAGAACGCAGAGAAUCCGGAGGCCACGGCACAGCCGGAAACGGACACCGAUCUCCCAGAGGCCCCUCCACCCCCUCUAGAACCUGCCGUCAUGGCACGCCCGGGCUGUGUCAACCUGUCCCUCCAUAGUAUUGUGGAGGACCGGAGGCCAAAAGAAAGGAUCUCUUUUGAAGUGAUGGUGUUGGCUGAGCUGUUUCUGGAGAUGUUGCAGAGGGAUUUUGGCUAUAGGAUUUAUAAGAUGCUGCUGAGCCUUCCUGAAAAGGUAGUGGCCCUGCCUGAACCUGAGAAGGAGGAGGCAGCCAAAGAAGAAGAAACAGUCAAGGAAGACUCUGCCAAGGAGCCCAAGGACGAGGUACAGAGUGAGGGGACAGCUGCCGAGUCAGACGCCCCUCCGAAGGAAGAUGGGCUUUUGCCCAAACCUCCGUCUUCCAGUGGAGAGGAGGAAGAGAAACCCCGGGGUGAGGCAUCCGAGGACCUCUGUGAGAUGGCCCUUGACCCAGAGCUGCUCCUCCUGAGGGAUGACGGCGAAGAGGAGUUUGCAGGAGCCAAGCUGGAGGAUUCGGAGGUCCGGUCGGUUGCCUCGAACCAAUCAGAGAUGGAGUUCUCUUCUCUUCAGGACAUGCCCAAGGAGCUGGACCCCUCUGCUGUGCUCCCUUUGGACUGUCUUCUUGCUUUUGUCUUCUUUGAUGCCAACUGGUGUGGCUACUUGCAUCGGCGAGACUUGGAGAGGAUCUUGCUCACCCUUGGGCUGCGGCUCAGUGCAGAGCAGGCCAAACAGCUGGUCAGCAGGGUGGUGACCCAGAACAUCUGCCAGUACCGGAGCCUUCAGUACAGCCGCCAAGAGGGCACGGACGGAGGGCUGCCCGAGGAGGUGCUCUUCGGAAACCUGGACCUGCUACCUCCGUCUGCGAAAAGCGCAAAGCCGGGCGCCGCCCCCACGGAACACAAAGGCCUGGUGUCCCACAACGGCAGCCUGAUCAACGUGGGGAACCUGUUGCAGCGUGCAGAGCAGCAGGACAGCGGGCGGCUCUACCUGGAGAACAAGAUCCACACACUGGAACUGAAGCUGGAGGAGAGCCAUAACCGGUUCUCGGCCACGGAGGUCACAAACAAGACACUGGCGGCGGAGAUGCAGGAGCUGCGGAGCCGGCUGGCCGAGGCCGAGGAGACGGCCCGGACGGCCGAGCGCCAGAAGAACCAGCUGCAGCGGCUGCUCCAGGAGUUCCGGAGGCGCCUGACCCCCCUGCAGCUGGAGAUGCAGCGGAUGGUUGAGAAGGCGGACAGCUGGGUAGAGAAGGAGGAGCCAGCACCUAGCAACUGAGGGGCCUGGUGCAGGAGCUGCCCUGUGAGGUCAGCGAUGGAGCCUGCUGACGUUAGAGCCCUUUUGGUUCCAGAAAGACGCUGGAGCAGGACCUGGGAGCCAUAGGCAGGGGUGGCUGACCCCUGUGCUCAGCCUCCGUAGAGGAGCUCAGGCCGUCAGGGUGGGGUCUGUGCUGUGUGGGACGGAUGAGUGGGGAACCCCGGCUCCACUGACAACUAAAUCCAACGCCUUCUGCACCCCUCGAAUGUCAUUCUGCCCUCCACCGUGGUAUUUCUCCUGGGGCCCUUUAGUCUCGUGCUCACUUUCUCCUGUCCUCUUCCAGUUUAGAAUAAGACGGGAGGAAAAGGCUUUUCAAAUAUGUCAUAAGGUCUGAUGCCAAUAAACUGAAGAAACAGCCGUGGAGUCUGGCGGGGGUUAAGAGCCCUUCCUCUGGAUGGCACAAACCCUGCUAGGUACAGGAGCAGGUUCUUGGGGGAAGGGUCUCCCUUGGCCAUCGCAGGAAUGGAGUCCGUGCUAGCGAACUCUUGGUGUUGGGCUGUGUCUGCCAGAGAGCACUGUGUUCCAGCCACCCCAGACUUGCCAGAAGAAACCAGCACCUCCCCAUGUUCAGAAUGUGGUAUUGGCUCUGGCCCAGCCUUUUUCCCUGUUGCCCCAUAAGUCUCGCCUCUUUCCAUAAUCCGUGGUUUGACUUUGUAUAUAAAGUUGGUUUUUUUUUUUUUUUUGGCUUUUUGUUUUUUAAA
Ailuropoda melanoleuca (giant panda) is the source of this 3999-nucleotide messenger RNA. It is a transcript of the gene CCAR2, whose product is annotated as cell cycle and apoptosis regulator 2. Bases 503 to 3259 code for a protein of 918 amino acids. Gene Ontology annotation, cellular component: nucleus. Gene Ontology annotation, biological process: regulation of DNA-templated transcription. NCBI's taxonomy places the organism in Eukaryota, Metazoa, Chordata, Mammalia, Carnivora, Ursidae. The record is from RefSeq and is a predicted model, not a curated record. The transcript is spliced from 21 exons.